Molecule: messenger RNA, 1222 nt
Organism: Myripristis murdjan (pinecone soldierfish)
Lineage: Eukaryota; Metazoa; Chordata; Actinopteri; Holocentriformes; Holocentridae
Product: LIM domain-binding protein 3-like
Exons: 8
Coding region: 138-986 (282 amino acids)
Biological process (GO): actin cytoskeleton organization; heart development; muscle structure development
Cellular component (GO): adherens junction; stress fiber; Z disc
Molecular function (GO): muscle alpha-actinin binding; actin binding
Source: RefSeq, a predicted model, not a curated record
UUGGCUCCUGCCCCCCUCGUCCCGAACCCUCCCGCCAACGCCAACGCCAACGCCGCCGGUUUUCUUCUCGCCGUUGCCGCACCGUUUUAUCGUGUUUCAGAGGACGUUUUGAGGGUUUUUUUUUUGUCGCUGGAAGAAUGAGCACCUACAACGUGUCGCUGGCCGGCCCUGCCCCGUGGGGCUUCAGGCUGCAGGGGGGGAAGGACUUCAACAUGCCCCUGACCAUCUCCAGGAUCACGCCUGGCAGCAAGGCGGCGCAGGGGAACCUGAUCCAGGGCGACAUCAUCGUGGCCAUCGACGGCGUCAGCACGGACGGAAUGACGCACCUGGAGGCCCAGAACAAGAUCAAGAUGGCCAACUUCAACCUGGCCCUCACCAUGGCCAAGUCGAAGCGUCCCGUUCCUCUCGGGACGGGACCGCAGAGGAUCGACUCUCCCAUGCCCAUCAUCCCGCACCAGCAGGUUAUUACCAACAUGGCUGCCAACACCGAGUACAUCCCCACCUUCAACCCCGGCGUGCUGAAGGACUCCGCCCUCUCUACCCAUAAGCCCAUCGAGGUGAAGGGCCCCGGGGGCAAGGCCACAAUCAUCCACGCCCAGUACAACACGCCCAUUAGCAUGUAUUCCCAGGACGCCAUCAUGGACGCCAUCGCAGGACAGGCACAGGCCAAGGGGCAUGACGCCGGUACUCUCCCCGUUAAAGAUCGUCUUGUAGACAGUGCCUCCCCAGUCUAUCAGGCCGUCGUGUUGCAGAAGGACUUGGUUCAGUCCGACUGGGCACACCGGGGAACCAGCAUGCAGUCCAGGUCCUUCCGGGCCCUGGCCCACAUCACUGGAACCGAGUUCUUACAAGACCCAGACGAGGAGGCGCUGAUGAGGUCCAGGGAAAGGUUUGAGUCUGAAGCCAAAGGCCCUCGUUUUGCCAAAUUGAAAAACUGGCACAACGGCUUGUCCGCACAAAUCCUUAACGUCACGGCUAGCUGUUAGACAGACAGACAGACUGUCAGACAGACAGGUGGUGUCAGCCCGAGAGGUGAAAGGUCAAGCGGGGGUGUGUUUGUGUGUGUGUGAUGGAGGUGAACAGGCUAAAGAGAAGAUACUGGAAAGUGGAUUUGUUAGAAAUAAGAGGACGUUGAUGCUGUAGAGUGUGUAUCAUCAUGUACAAGCCUGAUAUCCCUGCAGCUAGCACAGAGGACCUGCCCAGCAAGCAUCUGACAGCCUGU